Messenger RNA from Alligator mississippiensis (American alligator), 4937 nucleotides. RefSeq names its product cartilage oligomeric matrix protein (gene COMP). The record is from RefSeq and is a predicted model, not a curated record. Lineage: Eukaryota; Metazoa; Chordata; Crocodylia; Alligatoridae. The transcript is spliced from 23 exons. Gene Ontology annotation, molecular function: calcium ion binding. Gene Ontology annotation, biological process: cell adhesion. The coding region runs from base 2103 to 4427 and encodes 774 amino acids. Gene Ontology annotation, cellular component: extracellular region.
AGCAGCGUCCGACUGAGGUGUGUCCGAGAGCCCCGAGCGCGGCUGUGAGACCUCCAGUGCCGGUUGGUGAGCGUUCGCCGGGGAUGGUGCAGACAGGCCCAGACGAUCCCAAACGGCGCCAGGUGGCCCUUGAGAGCUCUUCCAGCCUUAUUUUUCAGUGGUUUGUGGUUAUCAGGCUGUCGCUAGAGAAGAAAUCUCUGUACCUGUUUCCUUUAGGACAGGGUUCUUAACCUUUUUAGACUCAACCCACCCCCGUUAGACUCAAAGCCGCCCUCGGAUAAUGCUAGCUUAGUUCUCGCUCCUUUUUUGACUGCAAUUUUUCCGUUGCAAAGAACUCCAGAAGAUGGCAACAGAAUGAAUCCCAGGAACAGACGCGCAGGCAUGCAACGGUCCACUAGAAGCAUUGAUGUAGAAUGGAAAAUUGCACCUUCUAUUUUCUGAAGCUUCCUCCUCGUUGGACUAUCCUAUACCAAUCAUAUGUAGAAAAAAAAAAGUAGAGAAGCUGAGAGGGCUAAUAUUUCUAUAUACACAUUGUUUGAUUUCACCUUUAGUUCUGAGUGCCCUUGAAGAAGCGGAGUAUGCUCUAGGCCUAAUGUAAAAUUGUCCACAUUUACAGUUGUGACCUAGUAGCUAGCACCUUGCCCUCCACUAUGGGCAGUUCUUGGUCUUCCUAACUAGCUUUCCAGGACUGUGAUCCACAUAUAAAUAUGUAAAUGUUCCUUGAAUAGACAAAUCUAUCUGGUUGAUGAUAAAAGAACUGCCCCUUAAUCCAGUUUUAUCAAGUGAUAUUAUUUAGCAUCUAAGGGCAACUUGGGGCCUAUUUACCAGUGAGCCAUGAGAGGAAUCGGCUAAACCUGGAACCUUAAAUUGGAGAAAACUUGCUUAUGAAUUAUAUAUCCCUUAAUACCCCUUUAUACAGUCUUGUCACUGACUUCUUUAAUGAAGGGGAGGAUUAAUAAGGAGUUCUUAAAUCUGCCAGUUAUCCAAGGGAAUCCCCACUCGUGGAAACAGAGCCGGAACACUAAAGUAGGUUAGUGAAGUGAACCAUUAAGGGCAAGAAUGGAAAGCUGACUGUGAUCACAGCCCCUGCCGCUAUCCUGUGCCAGGGCACAAGUCUAAGUCAUUCCACAGAGCUUCCACAGCUCAACAGUAGUUACAGCCCACCUGAAUUAAUCUGCAAGUGUUUGUGUGAUAAAUAGAAAAUCAAGUGAAGAGUUAUUUUCAGUUAUCCUCAAAGGUAUCUUCUUUUGUCUUAAUAUUCUCAUUAUUUUUAGUGUCCCAUGGAAAAAAACCUUAUAAAAUGAGAUCAUUGGGUCCAGUGUCACGGUACUUUCUGUUUUGUUGGCUGUCAUGAAAGAGUUCUUGGGAAGGAGACUCCCCGGCCCUGAGCCUUACACCGCUUCUCUAAAAUUUACAGUUUCCCUAUUCUGCAAAAGCAAGGAACAAAUCAAUCUUGAUCUGUGUAUCAGUAAUAGUAGGAGGAUAAUUAUCUGGGUCCUCAGAGUCCUCCUAUCUUAUAACCAUCUCAGUCACGAAGCUCUGGAUGAUGUUAGCAAGAAUGAAACAUGAAAGCUCAGUCAUAAACUUUGAAGCAUCUUCACUGAAGACAGGUUUGUGGAAGACUGCAUACAUAUGUGGGCCCAAGGAUGGUGCAAGUCGGUGACAUCUGAGCAGGAUUUUAUUCUGGUGAAAGGCAUGAGUCCAAGAGCAGUAAAAGAAUGAAACACCAUGUAUCCACAACAUGCAGAACAUGGGCAGUUGCAAGUGCAGGCUUCUUCCAUGCUCUCUCCUUGGAAUGCACCUCAGCUGCUUUCUGAAGAAAGCCCCUUUACAUCUGAAAGCAGAUACUGCACUACUGCUCCACCACCGCAAGAGGGACAUAAAAGGACGGUCAAUGCAGCCUCAGAAGUAAACCAAGAGAGCAGCUUUAUGGAGCUUUCUCUGCGGACUAGCUGCCAGAAAUGACGUCCACCCUAGUCCAGCAUCAGAGAAUAAGAACUUCAGAGGAAGGAAUGCGACUUCAUAAAUAGCAAACCACAGCCACUAAUGGGGAGCAGAAGCAGACCUGCAGGUUAACAGACUGUGCAGAAGCCCACACGUCCAUGCCGCGCAGAGAUUCCAACAUGAUCGCAACUCUAGCCUUCGCUUUCCUCCUGAGCCUCUGUUCUUUUACAUCAAGUCAGAUGACAAGUGUUGGAGGAGGCGAUGUUGGGCCCCAGAUGCUGGCUGAGAUGAGAGAGACGAACAGGGUGCUGCUGGAAGUCAGAGACUUGCUGAAGCAGCAGAUCAAGGAGAUAACAUUCCUGAAGAAUACGGUCAUGGAGUGUGAUGCCUGUGGCAUGCACACAGAGGUGACUGGCCCAGGGAUCAGCAUGACGGCAUUCAACAGAUGCGUGCCAAACCCUUGUUUCCCCGGCGUUACCUGUACCCAGACCAGCACCGAACCUGGCUUCCGCUGUGGAGGCUGCCCUCCAGGAUAUACAGGCAAUGGGACACAUUGCACAGACAUCAAUGAGUGCUCUGUCAAUCCCUGCUUCGCCAAAGUCCACUGCACCAACACAGCACCUGGCUACCGUUGUGACCCCUGCCCUCCUGGUUACUCUGGCCAGCCUGUGGAAGGGGUUGGACUACCCUUUGCCAGAGCCAACAGACAGGUUUGCACUGACAUCAACGAGUGCGAGACGCCUGGCGCCACCACCUGCGUCCCCAACUCCAUCUGCAUCAACACCCGGGGAUCCUACAAGUGUGGGGCUUGUAAGCCUGGCUUCAUUGGGGACCAAGUCACUGGGUGCAGAAGCCAGACACAGAGACGUUGUCCUAACGGGGAACUCAGCCCAUGCCAUGAGAAGGCUGAGUGCAUCGUGGAGCGCGAUGGGAGCAUCUCUUGUGUGUGCAUCGUAGGGUGGGCAGGGAAUGGCUACAUCUGCGGGAAGGACACCGACAUCGAUGGGUUCCCUGAUGAGAAGCUGCGCUGCACAGACCGCAAGUGCCGCAAGGACAACUGCCUGACCGUCCCCAACUCUGGCCAGGAGGAUGCAGACAGGGAUGGCAUUGGCGAUGCAUGCGAUGAUGAUGCGGAUGGAGACGGGAUAUUAAAUACUGAGGACAACUGUGUCUUUGUGCGCAAUACGGACCAGCGCAAUGCAGACAAGGACAGCUUUGGUGACGUCUGUGACAACUGCCGGAACGUGAAGAACAACGACCAGCGGGACAUUGACAGCGAUGGGAAGGGCGACGAGUGUGACGACGACAUGGAUGGAGACACGAUCAAGAAUGCAGUGGACAACUGUAAGAAGAUCCCUAACCCUGAUCAGAAGGACAGUGAUGGGGACGGCGUAGGCGAUGUGUGUGACAGCUGCCCAACCGUCAGCAACCCAGACCAGAAAGAUACAGACCAUGACCUUGUGGGAGAUGUCUGUGACACCAACCAGGACCAAGAUGGGGACGGCCACCAGGACUCGCGAGACAACUGCCCCACAGUGCCCAACAGCUCCCAGCAGGACACUGAUGGUGAUGGGGUUGGAGACGAGUGUGAUGACGAUGACGAUAAUGACGGCAUCCCUGAUACCAAACCUCCAGGCCCUGAUAACUGCCGGCUGGUCCCCAACCCUGGCCAAGAGGAUACAGAUGGUGAUGGCGUGGGGAACCUGUGUGAAGAUGACUUUGACAGUGACAGGGUGAUCGACAGAAUCGACGUGUGCCCAGAGAACGCGGAGGUGACGCUGACAGACUUCAGGGCUUUCCAGACUGUUGUGCUGGACCCAGAGGGUGAUGCACAGAUUGACCCCAACUGGAUCGUCCUCAAUCAGGGCAUGGAAAUCGUCCAGACCAUGAACAGCGACCCCGGCCUGGCUGUGGGUUACACUGCAUUCAACGGCGUGGAUUUUGAAGGCACCUUCCACGUCAACACUGCUACGGAUGACGACUAUGCUGGCUUUAUAUUCGGCUAUCAGGACAGCGCCAGCUUCUACGUUGUCAUGUGGAAGCAGAUGGAGCAGACCUACUGGCAGGCGAACCCUUUCCGAGCAGUAGCUGAGCCUGGCAUUCAGCUGAAGGCCGUGAAGUCUAAAACGGGCCCAGGCGAGUAUCUCCGCAAUUCCCUGUGGCACACGGGAGACACCACCGACCAGGUUAAACUGCUGUGGAAAGACCCUCGCAACGUUGGCUGGAAGGACAAGACCUCUUACCGCUGGUUCCUCCAGCACCGGCCCCAAGUUGGCUAUAUCAGAGCUCGCUUCUACGAAGGCCCCGAAAUGGUAGCGGACACCGGUGUGGUCCUUGAUACAACCAUGCGAGGGGGUCGCUUGGGCGUCUUCUGCUUCUCGCAGGAGAACAUCAUCUGGUCAAACCUGCGCUACCGUUGCAAUGACACCAUUCCAGGAGAUUACGAGACAUUCCAGACCCAGCAGAACCAGCACAGGGUUUAAGUUUGUCCGAAACUUGCUUUAAAAAAAGUGCUCAGCUGCCAACUCUUGCCUCUCUGAUAUACUGAACCAAGAACUGUAAGUACCACUGCGCUCUGCACAGCACCAGGUGUCACUGCGUAGCUGGCCUCUUCCCCACAGCAGCAACUCUCUGCUAUGCAAGUCUGUUGGAAUUGCAGACGGGUAGAGUUCAAGCGUGAAUAGAAGCCAAAAUGACUAUGCUGGUAGCACUAGCUCUCCACCACGUGGACACAGAUGUGCAGAGGGAGGAGCUACCUGCAGUGGCUGGAACUGUGCGAGUGCGUAGCAUGGAUGGGUUUCCUGGCAUGUUCCCCCACUCGGUGGCUCUGAAGUUCCUUUCCUUCUCUGUGUUCAGUCGAGUCUUACUGCCAGAAACACGCACGCGGCGGUGGGGCCGGGGGCUGCACUGCUCACAGAACAUGAAACACACUUUAUGAGGGCACCUUUGUUCUGGAAUGUUUGGAUAAUAAACGAUCUCAUACUUCCCCUUGA